Anopheles nili is the source of this 1217-nucleotide messenger RNA. Its product is annotated as three-prime repair exonuclease 1. Bases 50 to 1042 code for a protein of 330 amino acids. The transcript has 2 exons. The record is from RefSeq and is a predicted model, not a curated record. Gene Ontology annotation, cellular component: cytoplasm. Gene Ontology annotation, biological process: DNA catabolic process. NCBI's taxonomy places the organism in Eukaryota, Metazoa, Arthropoda, Insecta, Diptera, Culicidae. Gene Ontology annotation, molecular function: nucleic acid binding; 3'-5'-DNA exonuclease activity.
AGAAACUGGCCAAUAUUUAAGAAAAGAUGCUAGUCUUUUACCAUGUAAUAUGGUCGAAAUAAAGUCUUUUGUGUUUUUUGAUCUCGAGACGACUGGCAUACCAGAGUAUGAAUUUUUUAAGACAAAAAUUACGGAGCUUUCGUUAGUGGCAUGUUCCAGGGAACAUUUUCUGGAGAGUGUGAUCGAGCAGCCCCGUGUUUUGCAUAAGCUUAGCUUAUGUUUCAAUCCAGCUCGUGUAAUUUCUAUUGGAGCAUCACAGUCGACAGGGUUGUACAAUGAUCUGCUGGAGAACGAGUCUAAAUUCGAUGAGAAUGUUGGCGUGAUGGUGAAGAUGUUUCUGGACCGGUUGCAGAAGCCCGCCUGUUUGGUGGCCCAUAAUGGAGAUCGGUUCGAUUUCAUCAUACUUAAGCGGCACAUGCAGAAAAUCGGUAUUAUGUUACCCGAAGAUCUGCACUACCUUGACUCCCUUGCCGCUUUUCGAAAUAUAGAGACUGACCUGGAAGCGGCGACUAAUAAUGACAAGGAUGGAGCGGAGAAUGAAAUUUCGGAACUAGAGUACCAGGCGGUACGAAGUAUGGAGCAGCUCGAACAGGCCAACGAUAUUUUGGCAAUGCGUCGAAAAAUCAACGAAACCACACCGCAGGGUCAGCGUUUGGAGCAAAAUUACAAACAGACGCUCAGAGAGUUUCUAAAUGGUCCUGCCGUGCAAGAACAAACGCCAAUUCAGCCAUCCAAAGGUGAAGGUAAUAGUUCUCCGCCACUGGGCCAAUCGAAGGCGCGGAAAAGACUGUUCGAUACUGCAGCCUCUGAUGUUACGCAGGACGAAACAAAGCAAGCUGGUCCGUCCGAGCGGAAGCUGAAAAAACGCUACAAUUUAUCGGAACUUUACAAACGCACCAUCGGGAAGGAACUGGUUAAGGCCCAUCGUGCCGAAGAAGACGUUUUGGCGUUGAUGGAGUGCGCUCGCAUGCAUUCUGCUCGGUUUGUUCGAUAUGCUGAUACGAAUUGCGUCACGUACGACGGGGUGAAAAGUAUUUUUUAAUCUAAUCAGGCACGUGUGUUGAAGAUUUUCUAAACAUGAUUUCGGUACUAUUCCAUUUAUUUUAAUUUGCAAACUAUGCAUGCAAAUAUUUUUAAGACAAAAAGUGUAGAGAAUUCAAACAAUUACAAAAAUUCAGUAAGGCAAAACUCAUUUUCGAUAAAUAAAAGAAUUACGA